This is a messenger RNA of Psammomys obesus (fat sand rat), 4065 nucleotides long. It is a transcript of the gene Mau2, whose product is annotated as MAU2 sister chromatid cohesion factor. The transcript has 19 exons. Lineage: Eukaryota; Metazoa; Chordata; Mammalia; Rodentia; Muridae. The record is from RefSeq and is a predicted model, not a curated record. Gene Ontology annotation, biological process: maintenance of mitotic sister chromatid cohesion; mitotic sister chromatid cohesion. Gene Ontology annotation, cellular component: SMC loading complex; chromatin. The coding region runs from base 23 to 1882 and encodes 619 amino acids. Gene Ontology annotation, molecular function: double-stranded DNA binding; protein binding.
GCUUGUUGUUGUGCAGGCCAAGAUGGCGGCACAGGCGGCGGCGGCGGCGCAGGCGGCGGCGGCGGCGCAGGCGGCCGCGGCUCAGGCGGCGCAGGCCGAGGCAGCGGAGUCUUGGUAUCUGGCUCUCCUGGGUUUCGCCGAGCACUUCCGAACAUCUAGUCCGCCCAAGAUCCGCUUGUGCGUCCAUUGCCUGCAGGCCGUGUUCCCCUUCAAGCCGCCUCAGCGGAUCGAGGCCCGUACGCACCUGCAGCUCGGCUCCGUGCUUUACCACCACACGAAGAACAGCGAGCAGGCGCGCAGCCACUUGGAGAAGGCGUGGUUGAUAUCACAGCAAAUCCCACAGUUUGAAGAUGUUAAAUUUGAGGCAGCAAGCCUGUUGUCAGAACUGUAUUGUCAAGAGAACUCUGUGGAUGCAGCAAAGCCGCUGCUGCGGAAAGCCAUCCAGAUCUCACAGCAGACUCCAUACUGGCACUGUCGCCUGCUCUUCCAGCUCGCUCAACUGCACACACUGGAGAAGGACCUGGUAUCAGCCUGUGACCUCCUGGGCGUGGGAGCUGAGUAUGCCCGAGUGGUGGGAUCUGAAUAUACACGGGCACUAUUCCUGCUCAGCAAGGGGAUGCUGCUGUUGAUGGAGCGCAAACUGCAAGAAGUGCACCCACUGCUCACACUGUGCGGGCAGAUUGUGGAGAACUGGCAGGGCAACCCCAUCCAGAAGGAGUCACUACGUGUCUUUUUUCUGGUGCUGCAGGUGACUCACUACCUGGAUGCAGGACAGGUAAAGAGCGUCAAGCCAUGCCUGAAGCAGCUGCAGCAGUGUAUCCAGACCAUCUCUACGCUACACGAUGAUGAGAUCCUGCCCAGCAACCCUGCUGACCUCUUCCACUGGCUGCCCAAGGAGCACAUGUGCGUGCUCGUCUACCUGGUCACAGUGAUGCAUUCGAUGCAGGCUGGCUACCUGGAAAAGGCACAGAAGUACACAGACAAGGCACUCAUGCAGUUAGAGAAGCUUAAGAUGCUGGACUGCAGCCCCAUCCUGUCAUCCUUCCAAGUGAUCCUGCUGGAGCAUAUCAUCAUGUGCCGGCUCGUCACAGGACACAAGGCCACUGCACUACAAGAGAUCUCCCAGGUUUGCCAGCUGUGCCAGCAAUCCCCCCGGCUUUUCUCCAACCAUGCUGCCCAGUUGCACACGCUGCUGGGCCUGUACUGUGUCUCCGUGAACUGCAUGGACAAUGCUGAAGCUCAGUUCACUACAGCCCUGCGGCUUACCAACCACCAGGAGCUGUGGGCCUUCAUCGUGACCAACCUUGCAAGUGUGUAUAUACGGGAAGGAAAUAGGCACCAAGAGGUACUGUACAGUUUACUUGAGAGGAUAAACCCAGACCACAGCUUCCCGGUGAGCUCACACUGCCUCCGAGCAGCAGCCUUCUAUGUGAGAGGCCUCUUCUCCUUCUUCCAGGGCCGCUACAACGAAGCCAAGCGAUUUCUUCGAGAAACUCUAAAGAUGUCGAAUGCAGAGGACCUGAACCGCCUCACAGCCUGCUCUCUUGUGCUGCUGGGCCACAUCUUCUAUGUGCUGGGAAAUCAUAGGGAGAGUAACAACAUGGUGGUACCUGCCAUGCAACUGGCCAGCAAGAUCCCAGACAUGUCUGUGCAGCUGUGGUCAUCUGCCCUCCUGAGAGACCUAAACAAGGCAUGCGGGAACGCCAUGGAUGCCCACGAAGCUGCACAAAUGCAUCAGAACUUCUCACAGCAGCUGCUGCAGGACCACAUUGAGGCUUGCAGCCUCCCAGAGCACAACCUCAUUACGUGGACAGAUGGCCCACCCCCUGUGCAGUUCCAAGCUCAAAAUGGACCCAACACCAGCUUGGCCAGCCUUCUGUGAGGACCCUAUGGCCUGUAUCCCCACCUUGGACCCAACACUGGAGCUCUCUGGGAACAAAACAACCAGGGUGCCCACCAGCCCCUCACCAUUGUACAGAGCUGAGUUCCAGGAGUACUGGUGCCAUCAUAUGCCUCUGAGGGUGACAGCCACCCCGCCCGUGCCAUCUCCUGGAGGGAACUGUUGGCCUAAUCUGUGUCUGGGUGUCACCUGUGAAGAACAGGGUGACAGUGUGUGCGGGGGCAUCAUCUUACUGCUCAACCAAACCCAAGUGCAACUGCACAAAGUAGCCUCCAACCCAGGGCAAGCCGAGGGGAGAACGAUGCCCCUCACUUUCCUCAGCUGCUGUUCUUCCAGUGUCCCUGCGCUCAGGGACUUCUGAGGACCUGGAAGUCAGCCUCUCAGCCUGAGUGUGCCUGGAAGGUGACCCUGGUGCAAGGGAGGAGGUUGGAAGGAGGUAUGCAUGUGCAGUUGAUGAGGCUGAGAUGUGUCUCUCCACCUCAAGAAGCUCCUUGCUCAUAUUCAGCAUUGCCUCUUGGCCCUGCCUAGGCAGUAGGCAGAAGUCCCAUUGGACCUGAAUGAAGGGGCUUCCUUCCUGGCAGCUAUGUGGCCUUCCCAUAGAGGACAGUUAUGGGACCAGCUCAGCUCCUGUUCUUGGCUUGAGGGCUCCCCUGAGGGUGACAGUUGAUGGCAGGAGACUGUGAUUCCUGCCAGCUUGUGGUAUCUAGGCAGGUGCUCCCUUUGGUGAUGAAAAGUGGCACCGUGAAGUCUACUUCUCAGCUUCAGAAUCCAUGACUGAAGGGACAAGGCUCCAAGGCUUUCAUGGACAUUCUCACUGAGCCAUGUGGCAGCUACUGCCCACGGCCAGGUGCUCCCAGCCCUCUGUCUUCCUCCAGCCCUUUGGGUCCCAGGGACCUACCCUCAAUAUCUGCCGAUCUCACAGCCCUGCCUAUUUAUUUAAGCUUUUUUUUUUUUUUUUUUUUUUUUUGGCUUCUAGGGCAUUUUGUACAUAGAGCAGUUCAAACAAGAACCUCUCGACUUGACAUCUCUCCUGAUGUUAGAGUGCUUUUACUGUCCACAUCUCAGGCAUGUGAAAGCUAAGGGUGGGGUCAUGUCGAACUCCAUGAUCAGUGUUGAGGGUUCCACUCAAGUGAAAUGACAAUGAUCCCAGAGCAGUCACAACAAUGUCUAAUAGCUAAAGAUUGAGAGAAAAGCCUCAAGGGGGCCAGCACAAGAGGGUGUUAUAGCCCAGGAGUACCAAAAGCCAGCCACAAGGCAGGCUAGGAUGUAGCCCUGUAUGUAGCUGUGAACUCCUGAGCCACACCUGGCACUUUUGAGUGAAGGAAGGCAUGUUGUGAGUGUGUUGAAAAGGAUUUUAAAAACGUAGUAUGAUUGUAUGGUUUUAGGAGCCUGUACUUUUAAUCAGGAACUUAACUGUAAGCUGAGAGCUUCAUUAAGACUGUUUGCUCGUCUCUUCCUGUAGGGCCAGUACUUCCCAAGUGCUGGGAUCACAGGCAAAUCCUACCAUGCCUGGCUCUUGGAGUUUGGCUUUGGAGUUUUGAUUGGAAGGGAGCAGUGUUUCGAUCUUCUUUUUUUUUUUUUUUUUUUUUUGAGACAGUAUCUCUUGUUCAUGGAUGACUUUGAAUUCUAAUUCUGUGCCCACCAGCCUAGUACUGGGAUAAAAGGCAUGUGCCACUGCACAGGUUUUACCUGGUGCUACUAGGCUGACAUUUGGUCAGCUGAGCCAUAGUUUUGUCCUGUGAUCCCCUGUCUUAAUACAACAUUUGGUUUGAACCCUCUGUGAAUGGCAUACUGCCCUUCAGUUCCAGCACACAGCCCCUAGACAGUCUUGCUCCUGUGCCCAGGUAACCCUCUAGUCUCCAAGUUCCUGCUGGGUGUGGUGGUGCACACCUCUACUCCCAGCACUUUUUAGGCAAAGGCAGGUAGAUGUCUUGAGUUUGAGACCAGCCUGGUCUACAGAGUGAGUCCAGAACAGCCAGGGCUCUGUUACACAGAGAAACCGUAUCAAAAAACAACAAAAAGGCAGAGAGCAGCUGGAUAUGGUGACUCACACCUGUCAGCCCAGCUUUUGGGAGGCUGAAGUGGGAGAAACACUCCAAGUUCCAUGCCAGCCAAGGGCUAUUUGCUGAAAUAUUAAUAAGCCAAUAAAAGAAUGCCUGCACCAA